AUGGCCAUUAAUCAGUCGAUGCGUGGUGUUGAUGGAAAAGUCCUCCUAUCUUCCAACCCUCCUAGGGACCUUCAGCCAAAAGAAGUUCUAAUAAAAAUCACGCAUAGCGGACUCUGUGCUAGUGAUCUUGCCUAUCUUCAAUACGGCUGUGUUCUUGGCCACGAAGGUGUCGGUAUUGUCGAGGACGUUGGAAGUGAGGUUACUAAACUCAACGUUGGCGAACGAGUGGGAGGGGGUUAUUUGCGUAGCAGCUGCGGCAAUUGCAGUUACUGCAUCUCAGGCCAGGAUAUUCUUUGCUACAGCCGUAACAUUUUCGGCGAGGGUGACUUCAACAACGGCACCCUGGGCCACCAUUUCAUUGCCCAAGAGGGCUAUGUCUAUCCUAUCCCAGAGGAAAUACCAUCCGAAGAGGCGGCCCCUCUUCAGUGCGCUGGUUCUACCGUCUACAGUGCCUUGAUCAAAUACUACAAACAUGGUAUGCGCAUCGGCAUCCUGGGCAUCGGCGGCUUGGGCCACUUGGCAAUUCAGUUUGCCAACAAGCUUGGAGCACAUGUUACUGUCUUUAGCACUACUGCUUCCAAAGAAGAAGAGGCCAGGCAGUUUGGAGCUCACCACUUUGUUGUCCUCGGCCAAGAGAAGGAGCAGCUCCAGCAACCUAUCGAUCUACUUCUUCUGACUGGCAGCAAGACUCCGGACUGGAAUAGCUUUAUGGAAAAGGAAAUCCUCGCUCGAGGUGCAUCUGUUGUUGCAAUUGGCUUCACUGGGCCUCUACUUGAAAUUCCCUUUAUGCCGACAUUUUUUAACGGCUAUAAUAUUGUGACGAAUUUGGUGUCCUCUCGCAGGGCUCAUCAGGAGAUGUUAGAGUUUGCUGCGCGCAACAAUAUACACCCUGUUAUUGAGAAAUUUCCGUUCAGCAAUGAGGGCAUUGCGGCUGGGAUAGAAAAGCUUACUAGUGGUAAGAUCCGUUACAGAGCUGUUCUGGUGUGGUAG
Trichoderma breve is the source of this 990-nucleotide messenger RNA. RefSeq names its product alcohol dehydrogenase groES-like domain-containing protein. Lineage: Eukaryota; Fungi; Ascomycota; Sordariomycetes; Hypocreales; Hypocreaceae. Gene Ontology annotation, biological process: alcohol metabolic process. The record is from RefSeq and is a predicted model, not a curated record. Bases 1 to 990 code for a protein of 329 amino acids. The transcript has 4 exons. Gene Ontology annotation, molecular function: zinc ion binding; alcohol dehydrogenase (NADP+) activity.